Molecule: messenger RNA, 1403 nt
Organism: Mycena citricolor
Lineage: Eukaryota; Fungi; Basidiomycota; Agaricomycetes; Agaricales; Mycenaceae
Source: the annotation of a GenBank genome assembly
GUGAAACCAGAAUUGCAAACAACCAUGCUCCCGCAUCUCCUUGCUCUCACGCUCGGGGCCUUGUCCUUCGUGAACGCAGCUCCUUCUCACCAGGCAGCGCUCGUCUCCUGCAGCGCGAAUGCGCACACUGGCGCCUCUGCCCAGGCUAUGACUGCAUCCGGGACAUACGAAAUCCACAGCAAAGCCCUCGAUGGGGCGGCCGUUCGCGUGUACCUCCCUGGACAGCCGCUCUACGCGAGCCGGUCUACUGAAGACGCUCUGGACUAUAAAUUGUUCGACUUGACGUGGCACGCCAAGAAUAUGAUAUCACUGCGGCAUAUCGGAUUGGAUUCCCCCGUUACAGUGGACAACGAUAACUGGGUCUCAACCGCGCAAUCCAAGGAUGAUUUCGAAAUUUUCGUGCUGGAAUCUGUGUCGGGUCUUCCGGGCUACUUUGUUAUCCAUAGUGCCGUCUCCGCGGACCUCGUCUGGACUCUCAACUCUGCCGACGGUUCCGUCAGUCAGAACAUCAAAGUUGCAGAGCGCGUCUCCGGAUCGCAAGCCCAGCUUUUCACUUUCACACCGGGAAAGUCUUCCGCGCAAGUCAACCUCGAGCAACUCUUCAGCAGUGGCAUCCAUCACAAUUAUAUGAAGACCGAUGGGCGGGUACGACCCGGAGCGUACACUAUUCUUGAUACGAUUUCCCGCGCCCCACUUCGCACCGGCAAAUUCAAUCAACCGAUUUACAGCUCGAGGUCUCAAGGCGGGCAAUACCCUGGGAACGCUGGUCUCUGGGAAAUCGCAUAUGUCGAUGACCCACAGGGUGAUGUAUACACCAUUAGGAACAUCGGGAUGGAUGUGUAUAUGGGGGUCACGCGGUCCAAGAAUAUUGCUCCCACUGAUGGAGCUCCCGGGAAGUUCACCUUUGAACCACGAUUCGAGGGUCGCUUGGACCAGGUGGUUAUUCACAUGGCGGACCGCAGCGGGGUUUGGGGACCCGAUGUCUCGCGGGGCAUAAUGGACACUCCGAUCCAGGUUCAGCCGGAUCGUGGCAUGUACGACCAAUUCCAGACUUUCAUUCUCAAGCCCUUCAACGGAGGUGCAGACUUUUAGCGAGUGCUCUUACCCGAAAUUCGUCUGAGAAGCUUCCUGUUACUGUUAAUCGAAAUAUGUGAUUUGUGAUCGGCCAUCAAGUCUCAAAAUCUUUCGCCAAGAACUGCAUCGCAACUUGCUCGCACAGUACAAUCACUUUACGGCGGUAGAUACUGCCGGCGUGUGCCCAUAUCCAGUGCCCGUCUAGCUCAAUCGGUAGAGCGUGAGACUCUUAAGUUCCUAUAGACGCUGGUAUCUCAAGACUGCGGGUUCGACCCCCGCGUUGGGCUAGGUUGUCGUUUUGCUACAUCAUCCUGGUGACCUGUCAUUCU